AUGGAUUAUUCAGAUGAUGACAUGAUCGAUAACGAAUCAGGGGAGGAGAAUAACAGCGAUGGUGGUGGUAAUGAAUCCUACAACUACAACGCUGCGGUAGACACAAUUAUUCUAUCUGAGAAAAGUUACGUGAUUAUCAAGGAAGAAGAGAUUCUGAAGCUUCAAAGAGACGACAUCGAACGAGUUUCCACGAUUCUCUUUCUAAGCCAAGUGGAAGCGAUUGUUCUGCUUCUUCACUAUCAUUGGUGUGUUAGUAAACUCGAAGAUGAAUGGUUUACGGACGAAGAGAGAAUCCGUAAAACCGUUGGUAUAUUAAAGGAGCCUGUCGUUGAUGUUAAUGGUACAGAAGUGGAUAUUCAAUGUGGAAUUUGCUUUGAAUCAUACACUCGAAAGGAAAUUGCUAGUGUUUCUUGUGGUCAUCCUUAUUGCAAGACCUGCUGGACUGGUUACAUCACUACGAAAAUCGAAGACGGUCCGGGAUGUUUAAGGGUUAAAUGUCCCGAACCUUCUUGUUACGCUGUUGUUGGUCAAGACAUGAUCGAUGAGGUUACUGAGAAGAAAGAUAAGGACAAGUAUUAUAGAUAUUUUCUUAGGUCUUAUGUCGAAGACGGGAAGAAGAUGAAAUGGUGUCCAUCACCGGGAUGCGAAUGCGCGGUUGAAUUUGGUGAAAGUAGUGGUUACGAUGUUGCUUGUUUGUGUUCGUAUAGGUUUUGCUGGAAUUGCAGUGAAGAUGCUCACAGUCCUGUGGAUUGUGAAACAGUGUCAAAAUGGAUAUUCAAGAACCAAGAUGAGUCGGAGAACAAGAAUUGGAUACUAGCGAAUUCGAAGCCAUGUCCUAAAUGCAAACGUCCUAUCGAGAAGAGCCAUGGAUGUAACCAUAUGACAUGCUCAGCGUCGUGUGGCCAUCGUUUUUGUUGGAUUUGUGGUAAAUCAUAUAGUGAUCACUAUGCUUGCAACAAUUAUGUUGAAGAUGCUGAUCACGAUAAGAGAACAUUGCUUCAGAGUGAAAUCAAAAGAUACACGCAUUAUUAUGUAAGAUGGGUAGAAAAUCAAUCGUCGAGGCUUAAGGCUAUGAGUGAUCUGGAGAAAUUCCAAUCGGUGCAGCUAAAGCAGCUUAGUGACAAUCAGUGCAAACCAAAAAUUGAUCUCCAAUUCAUUGUAGAUGCAUGGCUUCAGAUCAUCGAAUGUAGGAGAGUCUUGAAAUGGACAUAUGCAUAUGGAUACUACCUUGAUAAUCUCGCCAAGCGACCAUUGUUUGAGUAUUUGCAAGGGGAGGCUGAAACAGGUUUGGAGAGGCUUCAUCAUUGUGCAGAGAAUGAGUUGAAACAAUUUUUCAUUAAAAGUGAAGAUCCAUCCGAUACUUUCAAUGCAUUCCGGAUGAAAUUAACUGGUUUGACUAAAGUAACUAAAACCUAUUUCGAUAAUCUGGUGAAAGCUUUGGAGAAUGGUCUUGCUGAUGUGACCAAAUCAAGUGAAGAAUCUGCUGAUUUUCUCGAAACACAAAAGCUAUAUGAUGCUUAUAUAAGUGAAGGCUGCUUCUUCUGA
Molecule: messenger RNA, 1545 nt
Organism: Arabidopsis thaliana (thale cress)
Lineage: Eukaryota; Viridiplantae; Streptophyta; Magnoliopsida; Brassicales; Brassicaceae
Gene: ARI10
Product: RING/U-box superfamily protein
Exons: 3
Coding region: 1-1545 (514 amino acids)
Biological process (GO): protein ubiquitination
Molecular function (GO): zinc ion binding; ubiquitin protein ligase activity; ubiquitin-protein transferase activity
Source: RefSeq, marked reviewed